AAAAUUUGUAGCAGUACUAUUCCCCCUCUUAUUACGUAGUAGUUAGUGGUGCCAUGGUCUGCUUACAUGGGAGAAUGCUUCUUUUGCAACUCUCUUUGGCCGCAGUGCUAUUAGCCUAUGCAGCAACGACAAUGCUAGCAGCUGCUCAAGCCCCGCCUGAAUGCAAUGAAAGCUGUGGUGGUGUCUCAAUUCCAUAUCCGUUUGGUUUGAGUGAUGGUUGUUACCUAUAUGUGCCGGGACAAGUUGCUCAGCCAUUCAAGAUCACUUGCGACAACAGCACCUCGCAACCAUCCCUAAAGUUCUUGGAUAGCUAUUACUUUCCCACAAACAUUACCAACAUUUCUGUGGGUGAAAGUGAGCUGCAAGUAAUGGUGACGACGUCCCGAAACUGUUAUUCCAACAAUUCAUACAACUCCUCCUUGUACAGAGACAGUGUGCUCGAUCUGCCCCCUUCUUUCACCAUCUCCGACAAAAACAAGGUUUUUUCCGUUGGGUGCAACAAAGUAUCGAUGUUCAAAGGUUUUCUUCUUAAAGUCACAGAUCCAGAGCAACCCUUUGCAGUAGGGUUCAGCGGUGUAAGCUUGUGUCAAGAUGAAUUUGGCAAAAGAUUCCCCGAGACUUGCACCGGAUUUGGGUGCUCCGGAAAUCCUAUCCCUAGUGGACUGCAAAAUAUUACGGUGGCUGUGUGGACAGUUGGUAACGGCCUCGGAGCAACGGACCAGUGGGGCCUGAGCUACCCUUGCAGCUACGGCUUUGUUGUGGAUGAGCGCAACUUCACAUUCGCCGGCAAUCAAAGUUUCAAUGAACUGAACGGCAAUAGACAAGAGCUUCCGGUGCUUGCAAAUUGGGCGAUUGGGAAUGACAACUGCGAAGCAGCAAAGAAGAACAAUGAGACUGCUUUUGCAUGCAAGGGUGUGAAUUCGAAGUGUGUCGACCGCGCUGGUGGUUACUUUUGCCAGUGUGAGACAGGUUACGCAGGGAACCCGUACCUCCUCAAUGAUUGCCUAGAUAUCAAUGAGUGCAAGAAUUUAACCCUCUGUAGUGAUCAUGCAACUUGCAUAAACUCAAUUGGAAGUUACACUUGUAAAUGUGACAAGGGCUAUAGAAACGAUGACAACGACAGGAAUAGUUGUGUCCAAAUCAAGGAAACAUCCAGCAAAAAUGACAAAGAAAUGCAAAUUUCACUGGGUGUCUGUUUGAGCUUCCUAGUCAUGUUGAUUAUAACAUUUUGGAUAUACUGCGGAAUGAAAAGAAGAAAGUUCAAGCAACUCAAGGAGAAGUACUUCAAAGACAAUGGUGGCUUCUUGCUACAACAAAAAUUGGAGAAUUUUGAAGGACCUCAAGCAGCCAAAAUAUUUACAAGAGAAGAGCUUAAGAAGGCCACAAACAACUUUGAUGACAGCAGAAAAAUUGGUGAAGGAGGGUACGGAUUUGUUUACAGAGGAACAUUGCCAGAUAAAAAGGAGGUUGCCAUAAAAGUGUCAAAAAGUAAUGCCCCAAUGACCCAAAGUAAUCAAUUCAUUAAUGAGGUAAUUGUUCUUUCUCAAAUCAACCAUAGAAAUGUCGUGAGGCUCCUAGGUUGUUGUUUGGAAACCCAAACACCUUUACUGGUUUACGAGUUUAUUAGCAAUGGCACUCUUUAUGAGCACAUUCAUAAAAAGAAUGGCAAGGGACCGCUUUCUUUCGGGUUACGAAUGAAGAUCGCAGCAGAAACAGCAGGAUCCCUAGCAUACUUGCACUACUCUACUUCAAUGCAAAUUGUGCACCGAGAUGUGAAAGCAACGAAUAUACUACUGGAUGACAAUUUCACAGCCAAAGUGUCAGAUUUUGGAGCUUCGAAAUUGGUUCCUGAAGAUCAAAAUCAGCUGUCCACUUUAGUGCAAGGUACGCUUGGGUACCUAGACCCUGAAUAUCUCCAGUCAAACACACUGACAGAGAAGAGUGAUGUCUAUAGUUUCGGUGUUGUCCUUGUGGAGCUAAUAACGAGUCAAGUGGCAAUUUCUUACAAGAAGCCUGAGGCAGAGAGAAACCUAGCGAACUUUUUUGUAACGUCGGUGGAAGAGAAUCGCUUGGAUCAGAUUCUUGAUCUUGAAAUAAUCAAAGAGGGAAGCUUUGAAAUAGCUGAACAAGUUGCCCAUCUCGCCAAAAGAUGUUUAAGUUUGAAAGGAGGGGAUAGGCCUACGAUGAAAGAAGUAGCUAUGGAGCUAGAGGGAAUACUGCAAGUUAUGGCAAAGCAUCCAGAGGGAAAGCCUGAUGCCUCUCCGAAAGAGACCGACUACUUGCUUGCGAUGUCACCUGCAAAUGCUUACGUUGUUGAUGUUAGAGGUGAUGAAGGUGAAGUUAUAACCAGUAUUGACUACGACCAGAGCAUGCAGAUUCAAGCCCAGAUAAUGAAGCCUGAUGAUGGUGGGCGAUAGUUGAUUAAUAUUAGCUAGCUUCUCCUUUCAUAGCUAGUGCUGUAUUGUAUUGUUCUUAAUUUGGUUUGGAUUUGCUUUA
Molecule: messenger RNA, 2496 nt
Organism: Rosa chinensis
Lineage: Eukaryota; Viridiplantae; Streptophyta; Magnoliopsida; Rosales; Rosaceae
Product: wall-associated receptor kinase 1
Exons: 3
Coding region: 54-2417 (787 amino acids)
Biological process (GO): protein phosphorylation; cell surface receptor signaling pathway
Cellular component (GO): plasma membrane
Molecular function (GO): calcium ion binding; ATP binding; protein serine/threonine kinase activity
Source: RefSeq, a predicted model, not a curated record